CAGUGGCAGAAUCCCCGAGCGAGCGAGUGCACACGGCGGACACGAGAGUACCGCGACCGACCGACGGCUCUCCGCACGGACAUAACGGUUUCUUUUUGGCUCCUCUCCGCGCACACUACGAGAACUAACCCGGCCUGGUUUUUUAAGGGUUUAACACAUUCUUCUACUCACGAGGAGGAGGGAAACGUGGGAUUUGAGAUUUAAGUUUUUUUUUUCUUUUUUUUUUUUUUUACGUUUUUGUUCCUUUUCCCCCCCGAAAGAGGAUUCUGUGUUGUGCGUUUUAGCGGUGGUUUGUGUUUCGCUCUCGCCGCAAAGAUGAUGGUCGGAGAGGUGGAAGUGAAGGAGCGACCGAGGCCGAGUCCCGACUAUUUGAUGCAGUUGUUAAAUGAGAAGAAGCUCAUGACCAGCCUGCCAAACCUCUGCGGCAUCUUCACACACCUGGAGCGGCUUCUGGAUGAAGAGAUCAACAGAGUGCGUAAGGACAUGUACAGUGACUCUGUGAACGGCCUGGUGGAGAGACACCCGCUGGAGCUGCCCGACCCCACCGGCCCCAUCGUCCACCUGCAGGAGAAGCUGUUUGUGCCUGUCAAAGAGUACCCCGACUAUAACUUCGUGGGGAGAAUCCUGGGCCCGCGAGGACUCACGGCCAAACAGCUGGAGGCCGAGACGGGAUGCAAGAUCAUGGUGCGAGGCAAGAGCUCCAUGAGAGACAAGAAGAAGGAGGAGCAGAACCGAGGCAAACCCAACUGGGAGCACCUAAACGAGGACCUGCACGUUCUCAUCAGCGUGGAGGACACCCAGACCCGAGCCGAGAUCAAGAUGAGGAGAGCCGUGGAGGAGGUCAAGAAGCUGCUGGUGCCCUGCCGUAAGUCCGCUAUAAUACUCCCUACACUCCGCUGGGUUCGGGACUAACGGCGUCUUCGCGUU
This is a messenger RNA of Boleophthalmus pectinirostris (great blue-spotted mudskipper), 927 nucleotides long. It is a transcript of the gene qkib, whose product is annotated as QKI, KH domain containing, RNA binding b. NCBI's taxonomy places the organism in Eukaryota, Metazoa, Chordata, Actinopteri, Gobiiformes, Gobiidae. Gene Ontology annotation, cellular component: nucleus. Bases 316 to 912 code for a protein of 198 amino acids. The record is from RefSeq and is a predicted model, not a curated record. Gene Ontology annotation, molecular function: mRNA binding. Gene Ontology annotation, biological process: regulation of mRNA splicing, via spliceosome. The transcript has 4 exons.